UACGAGUAUGUAAAGUUGAGAAACAGUACUGUACUAAUUUUUUCUUGCUGCCACCAUUUCAACCUCGGUCUUCCUUUGUGAGGAGCAAGUUUUGUGCUUUGCGAUGUCGGCCAGGCCUGGCAAGUCCCUGUAUGUCAGGAACCUCUCUCAUAAUGCACGGAAUGACGACCUUCGCAAGGUGUUCGAGAAGUAUGGGCCAAUUUCUGAUGUUUACAUGCCCCUAGACUACUAUACCCACCAGCCUAGAGGGUUCGCGUACGUACAAUUUGAUGAUCCCCGUGACGCCGACGAAGCCCUCUACGGUACGCAGCGCGGAGCUCGCCUGCUGGGACGCGAGCUGGAAGUGGAGUUCGCAAAGGGUGAUCGAAAAGAUCCGCACCAGAUGCGUUCUAAGGAAGGCCGCUUUAGACGCUCCAGAUCGCCAGAUCGACGUGACAGGCGCAGGCGUCGCUCUUAUUCUCGCUCUCCAAGUCCACGUCGUCGCUCACGUUCACCACGCCGGCGCUCUCCGUCUCCUGACCGAAGGCCUCGCAGUCGUUCAAGAUCACCCUAUGAGAGGCGGCGCCGAUCCUACUCUCCACAGCCGCGCUAUUCCGAGAGUCCGCCAAGGGGUAGACGGUCACGUUCUCCAAGCCCACGCUAGAGUGUGUGCCACACACCGCUGCUGCUGCUGCCUAGCAAUGCUGUUGUUUUUCAUGGCGCUGCUGUUCUGUGGUUCAAGAGCAUCUAUUCCCUUUCGUUCGCUCCCCCUCUUUCUUAUGAUUUCGUUUUCAGAGACGCAACAUUUUCUUUUUGUUGAAGGACGUCAAACAGCAUUGUGGUUCCUGAAUCCAGCCUCGAUGUCUUUUUGAGGUGAACUGUGGUGCCUGUCAUGAAUCAGUAUAGUAUGCGUGCAUAUAGUGCCUUGCUGGGCUCGCUCGCACAUUUUUUCGGCAGGACUUAUUGAUUUUCAGAUGAAGACUUUAUGAGAGAACGGUGGCUUGCUUUGUUCAACUGUUGUAGGGUGGCUGGCUUGGCAUGGCUGCACACACUCCCCUCCCUGCAGCGUUAUUGUGUGUCUUGUCAUGUAGCGAAGCACUGCCAGUGGCUGCACUGGUGCGGUAGCGAAUUUCUUGCCGUGUUUGCACUGCUGUUUAGCGUAUCUGCAGUGGUAGACUGCUGUCGCCCCUGAGGCCUCACUGUUUGCCCGAGUCAUGGCGUUGCAUCCAGCGUGCUGAGCGUGCAGCGUUAUCUCACACUGCACAUAUUUUGCUUUACUAAUAGCUGUGCUGUGCUUGUCACCUGUUUUAUUCAACUCGCUCAACUUAGAUUUUGAAAUGCGUGCAAUUUAGUUCCGCAUGCCACCCAUGUAUGCCUACACAUACAAUGUAGCGGCAACGUUACUGAGUUUGAUUGAUUGUGUGUCUGUGUUACACCCUACUGUA
Molecule: messenger RNA, 1424 nt
Organism: Sycon ciliatum
Lineage: Eukaryota; Metazoa; Porifera; Calcarea; Leucosolenida; Sycettidae
Exons: 9
Coding region: 104-643 (179 amino acids)
Biological process (GO): positive regulation of mRNA splicing, via spliceosome
Cellular component (GO): spliceosomal complex
Molecular function (GO): RNA binding
Source: RefSeq, a predicted model, not a curated record